Rhodofomes roseus is the source of this 3522-nucleotide messenger RNA. Its product is annotated as TBC-domain-containing protein. The coding region runs from base 191 to 3088 and encodes 965 amino acids. NCBI's taxonomy places the organism in Eukaryota, Fungi, Basidiomycota, Agaricomycetes, Polyporales, Fomitopsidaceae. Gene Ontology annotation, molecular function: calcium ion binding. The record is from RefSeq and is a predicted model, not a curated record. The transcript has 19 exons.
GCGGCGCGCAUCGUAUAGCCCCAGAUAGCCGCUGGACUUUCUAACGGUCCUCUGCCUACUCCGUCCUCGCCUCCUCUGUCGACAGUAUAAACGUUCUCUGCUGACUAUCUACGUCAGUGUGGUCCUGAACAAGUGCUGCAAAGGGGUAGACGUCUAGGUGCUGCCGGCCUGAGCCGCGGAGUCGCCCACCAUGUCGACCAUAUCGACCCAGCUGCGCAACUUCAAGGAGCCGACGAAGGAGCAGCAGACGCAGCUGUUCUUCGCGCUGCCGCCGGAUAUGCCCAGGGGCGAGAAGGAUGUCGAGCUGGAGAGAAUGGAGUGCCAGGCGUCGCUGGUCUUGUCGGGCGAGGAGGUCUUCGCGGGGAAGCUGCAUCUAUUGCCCCCAUACUUGGCUUUCUGCUCGUUGGACCGCAAGAGCGCGCGAUUCUCGAUCCCGCUGAGUACAAUCCGUAGGGUCGAGCGACUCAACGCGCGCGCCGGGGUGUAUGCCCUGAGCUUGUCGCUGUACCAUGGCAUGAAAUUUGUGAUUCACAUCACAUCUUUACGACCCACCGCCGAUCUAUUCUGUUCUUUGCUCCGUGAUGCUCUCAAAGUUGAGCUGCAGCGCGGCCGAAUGAAGACGGUAAAGACGUUUGUCAAGACAUGCUACUCUGAAGUGCUCGUCGCUUCUGCAGAGAACGAGGAGAAGGAAGCGGAAGCGGCGAAGACAGAUGACAAUUCGUCAAGCUCCGAGUCUGCAUAUCUGGGAGGGCUGGGACUGAAGUUCAAGUUCCCCGGUGACCCAAAGAAACUACGCGAGGCGUCCAAAACUAAGCUGUGGACAACAUACUUGAAGUCACACGGUCGGAAUCUUACACUUUUCCGCUAUGCGCAAUGUACACGACUAGUGCAGGUCGGCUUGCCCAACAGAUUACGAGGAGAGAUGUGGGAGACACUCUCUGGUUCCUUGUAUCUCCGCUACGAGAAUCCGGAUUACUUCGAGAAUAUCCUCAAAGAGAACGAGGGUAGGAUAAAUACAGCCACAGAGGAGAUCGAGAAAGACUUGCACCGAAGUCUUCCGGAAUACUCAGCGUACCAGUCGGAAGAGGGUAUCGCGUCUCUACGGAAAGUACUCCAGGCGUACUCUUUCAGGAAUCCGGAGACUGGAUACUGCCAGGCUAUGAAUAUCCUCGCGGCAGCAAUAUUGAUCUACAUGUCAGAAGAGCAAGCGUUUUGGUUGCUAGAGGUCAUUUGCGAUCGCCUCCUCCCGGGUUACUACAGCCCGUCCAUGCACGGCACAUUGCUCGACCAACGGGUAUUUGAAGCACUUGUCCACCGAUGCCUUCCAAUCCUGUAUGAUCACUUCCAGCAAGUCGAUGUACAACUCUCGGUUGCAUCAUUGCCGUGGUUCCUGAGCUUGUUCAUCAACAGCAUGCCCAUGGUCUUUGCGUUCCGGAUCAUUGACUGCUUCUUCUGCAUGGGCCCGAAGGUGCUGUUUCAAGUUGGACUUGCGAUUUUGAAGAUCAACGGCGAGGAUCUCCUACAAAUCCAAGACGACGGCGGCUUCAUCCAGCUGAUGCGCGAGUACUUUUCCAAGCUUGGAGAGUCAGCGCACCCUGAGUCGUCAGAUCCUCGGGCUCGCGCAAUCACGAGGUUCCAGGAGCUCCUGCUCGUGUCCUUCCGAGAGUUCGCUGUGAUCACGGACGACACCAUCAUCAAUGAGCGGAGAAGGUAUCGAUCAGAGAUCGUAAACAGUAUCGAGUCGUUCUCCAAGCGUUCCGCGGUCCGGAAUCUAAAAACGCUCGGCCGCUUCACGAAGGAGCAAGCGGGUUUGAUCUACGAUGCGCUCUUCAAGGCCAUUUGCGUGGUCCCUCCGCCUGCGACGGUGUUCCCUACCCCAGCGCUUCUGACCACGAAAGACGGCUCAGAGGAGCGACCUGAGACGCGCAUCGGUCUGAAGACAUUCAAGAUCUUCCUCAGUGAAAUUUGCACAUGGGCCAGGGAUGAAAGGGUCGUCACGAAUGGCGUGUCGUCAAGAGUGGAACGCAACAUUGCGGAUCAUGAGCUCAUCGACCGACUGUUCUUCUUUUGGGACACGUCCUUCAGAGGUGCUCUCUCCUUCCAAGAUCUCCUAAAUGGCCUGGAUGGUGUCAUGUUCAACGAUCUCAUGGAGAACAUUGAGUGGUUCUUCAACCUGCAUGACAAGAACAAGGACGGGUACUUGACCAAAGACGAAGUACUCACUCUGUCUGAGUCGCUUCUGUUCAUUUUCCGCUUUGAAGUCGGCGAUGCGUAUCUUGGCGCGGUCAGUCGCUUCAUGUCAAAUGCCUUCGAGUAUGGCGAUGCUCUGCUUCCCCGGUCGGAUGCUGCGGAACCCAACGACGACUCGCCGCAGCCACAAAUAGAGUCUAAUCAACCCUACAUGAACUUGGCAACAUUCCGUAUGGUAGUGCUCGCCGACGAGAUUCUCGAAACAUUCUUCGAGACUGAUUUCAAUUCGACUUUCAAGCUUGAGCCUGUACCACUAGACAUGCCAUCAUCAAAUCCUUCAGUACUCGGAUCACUCUGGUCCAACAUCGCAUCAGAUGACAAUCGCAAAUUUUUCAACAUUGUCACUGACCAGAUCGGUCGGACGAUUGGCAAGCAUCAGGUAUAUCAUCGUCCAGCCAUUGGCAAGAUUACCUCAUUGGAAGAGCCGAAAGCCCGCGAAUCCCUCCUUACCCCGACGAUGCGUCAUUCGACGUCGAGCACGAGUCUCAACACUGGGGCAUCCGACAGCUCGACCAACCUUGCAACACCCUCCGUCUCGACUUCGCCUUCUCUACUCACGGUCGAUACUCCUACACCGAAAUCGAAGAUUUCGCCUGCCGAAUACUCGCCUAUGCCGACUAUGUUGCAGGCAGCUGCAAACGCAGCGGCAUACAUGGAGCGUACACCGUUCGCUAUCGAUGACGCCAAGGACGACGAAGAAGACACCGAUGAUGAAAGUGCAGCAGAGGAUGACGGUGUCAUGGAUGAGGUCGAUGCCUUCCUUGAGGAGCACGAUACCGGCCUUACCGACGCCGACAGAGAGCUUGCCAAAGAUCUCAUCAAUGCAGAACCAGUAUGACGGGUUGUCCCUGGAUUCAUCGUGUCGCUUUCCGCAUACUAGCUCUCUACAGGUUGUAACAGUAUCUACAGGCGUUCGGAACAGACAGCAAUGCAUAUUACACUAUUGUUAUACAAUCCACAAAGCACGGGAGUUGAUAUGUUCAAUCAUAAAGCGCACGAUAGCUCGAAAACGGAUGGUAAGGUAAUGGAAAGUUACGUCCUGCGGUCAACCCAGAUUCGGACGGUCAAGUCGGAUUCCAUAGAAGCUGACGCAAUCAUGUUUUGUUCGGGGUGCGUCUGUGAAUUCAAUCGUAAGCAUCAUACGUCUAUAUUGAACACGGUCGACGUAGGCUUACAGAAACAGCAACGACGACAUCUAUAGACAAGAUUUCAGUCAUCGUUACGACCAGUCGACAGAGAUUGCGCUCACCGUUAUGCCCUUCAAGCACCUGG